UGGAUAAUAGUAAGUUCAGAAGGAUACUGCUAUGGCUAGUGUAUUGGAAAUCAUAAGUAGAAUUGAUCGGCAUUCCCCAAUGGAGACCUGGAAAUAAAUACACUGUAUUGUACAUGAAUUUAGUGCAUUAAACCAAUUAUUGGAAAUCAUGGAACUUCUAUAGGGAAACCAGUUUCUACAUUUCUUAUCGUAGGAAAAAUCAAGAAAUAUAAGAAACUAAGAAAAAAAUUACUGGUUUUAAUAAUGUGUCUAAUGGUAAUGAAUGUGUUGAAACCUGAAAAACAAAUGAUUACUGGUACAUCUGGUUGAAUAUUUAGAUACUGUGUAUUAUUGGAUUUAUUAACUAUAUAAUACAGGUGUGCUGAAGUAUAUGUUUUUUACCACAAGAAGAUUAGAUGAUUAGCUGCCUAUUAAACAGUUUGUGGAAAUAAUUAAUCUGGAUGAAAAUUCAAAGAAAGUAUUAAAUUUACUGAAUUUUCUGAAAAAUUGUGAAUUUGACAUGGAAUAUAACUGAAAAUAAGAUAAUUUGGAGGAAUAUAAAUUUAUAUUUCAACUGGAGCGUAGGGUUUAUUGGAAAGUUCCCCUUUUUCCCCCAAAAGUGACCUUGACCUGAAUGUGAUCACCAUGGUGAUAGGAUGGGGUGUUGAGAGGUCAACAAGUGCUUUGUUUGUGAUACUGUUUAUGUGCUUGGAGAAGUCAUGGUCAGAAACAGUUUGUUGUUGUUGUUCCUAUGUUAUGCUGGGAUGAAUAUAUAGUUAUUUAUACAUGGACCGAUAUGGAGACUGUUUUCACGAAGGAAUCAUGGAGGUAGAACAGGAGAGCUAUAACAUCAUGGCACAAGGUGGCGCCGCCUAUGACACGUUAACAUGUGAAAUGAGGUUUAAAUCAAUGAAGGAUGACAGACUGUGUCUCAGUUUUUCCAGUUUUAUGAUAACAAAAUGUGAUGUCAAAUUAACAGUCUAUUCUGAUAAGGAUUCCACUGGCAGUCCAUUGGGAACAUAUAACUGUCACACAGAAAGCACUCCUGAUAUGGUAUGUAGUGAGGGUAAAUAUUUGACCGUCCUGAUGAAGAAACGAGAGUUAUCACAUGACGGGUAUGAUUUCAAGCUGGUGCUUCGACAAUAUAGUGAUACCGAUGCCUUUGCCGAUGGUAUAGAUGCAUAUAUUGUCAGUAUCAGUGUUAUCAUCGGAAUAAUAGUAGCAGUUAUUGUCAUUGUCAUCUUGACAGCUGUUGUCAUUGUCUGCUGCUGUUGUCAGAAUAGACAGUUUAAUAUGCCAUACCGCCAAAAAUCAAGUGCCUCCUCUAGGACAGCAUACACAGACGUCCCUGUACAGCCCACAGCCCCACCAUUACCUGUAGAGGAACCCCCAGCCUACUCAGAGCAUCCCCCACCCUAUACAUGCUCGGAAAUAUCACCAUCAGCUCCACAACAUUCAACAGAACAAAAAGCAUUUGUAUGAUACUGAUUGACAGCUGUGUUGCCAUGGCAAAUUUCUGUAUCCAGUGAUAACGUUCCACAGAUUCAUUAUUCCUGCUAAAAGUAACAGUCAGAGGUGGAAAAAUAUUAGCAGUUGUCAUGAUCAAAUUUGAAGGUUCCAGAGACCAAUUGAUGCUGAUAUAUUGAAAAGAAUGAUUUACAUUUUCAAUAUUGUGAAUCUGCAACUGAAAUCAAAUUAAGAUACAUUCUAAAAUGUAGCUUUCCUUUUAAGAGGAAAUUAUGUUCAUUAAAAUGUAACAAUAAAAAUUAUAGUAUUAUUUUAGCAUCCAAGAAAUGUGGAUAAUUUUGUACUUUUUUGCAUAGGUUUCCAGUAUCUAUUGCUGUUCUGUUUUGGAGACAUUUCUUUUUUUUAUAUGUUAAAAGAUGAAUUUUGUAUAUCAAAUUAUUUUAGAUAAUUAGUUAUAUUGAUUAAACUGGUUUUGAUAUAUAUAAACAGUUGUGAUGUUUGGUAGACUAGUAAGAAAAGUAUAUUUACUGAGGCUAAGACACAUUUGGGCACCCAAUCUUCCAUUUGGGCCUCAAAAUUUUUUUUUACAAAAUAAACAUAAUUUACAUCAUGGUUAUACAUUAAAAUUUUCAAAAUGCAUACAUGAAAACACAAAAUAUAAUAUAUUACUUUAUAUAAAAAACAAACAACAAAAA
Ruditapes philippinarum (Manila clam) is the source of this 2141-nucleotide messenger RNA. RefSeq lists its product as uncharacterized. The coding region runs from base 766 to 1461 and encodes 231 amino acids. Lineage: Eukaryota; Metazoa; Mollusca; Bivalvia; Venerida; Veneridae. The record is from RefSeq and is a predicted model, not a curated record. The transcript is spliced from 8 exons.